Molecule: messenger RNA, 1029 nt
Organism: Closterium sp. NIES-65
Lineage: Eukaryota; Viridiplantae; Streptophyta; Zygnematophyceae; Desmidiales; Closteriaceae
Source: the annotation of a GenBank genome assembly
AUGCCUCGUCUCUUUGGGUCGGAUGGGGAACGCUACUCUGACCUUGGGGUAUCGGAUGAUGAGGCUGGGGAACCACACUGGGACAUGGGGUAUGAGGAGGCACGGAGGGCUGUGGAGGAAAAGGGGGAAAUCACGGACCUAUUGGAAGGGGAUUCGAUGAUGGACGGGGAAGAGUACCUGGUGGAGGACAAGGAGGAAGGGGAGCUGGCUUACGAGGGGAAGGGGCAUCGGAUCAGUCCGGACUACCUAUUCGCGCUAUUCAAUUACCCGGCAGCUGAGCGGUGGCAGUACUUGGCAGCCGAAAAAGGGGAUGAAGGAAGGAUAGUUCUCGGUAGUUAUUACAGCCUCAAAAAGGAGGCCACUCGAGUUGCCUGCCCUGCCUUUGAGGACCUGCCGGUGUCACUUAACCAUGAAUUGGGGAUGGCCCAACAGACGGACCUGAGGAAGCUGCUGGUAGAGUAUCGGGAGGUCUUUGCCACAGAAGCAGAACCGUUGGGCACCCACCCCACCGUCCUUCAUCACAUUGCCACUGGGGAUGGGUUGAAGCCGGAUGCGGGAAAGGUGGAGGCGAUUAGUAUGAUGGCGGCACCGGUGGAUGUGAGAGGGGUCCGGGAGUUCCUGGGGUGCACCAGUUACUACCGGCGGUUCAUAAAGGGGUAUGCGAAGGUGGCGCAUUCCCUCACGCAGCUGCUGCACAAGGACAACCCAUUUGAGUGGACGGACAAAUCGCAUCGUCGGCGCUCUAACCUAACACUCGUUUUCAUCAAUUCGUCACUCUCGUCACUUCUUCUCCUCGUCGGGCCGCCGCCCGUCGCCCUGCAGCUCCUCGUCGGGCCGCCGCUCGUCGCCCUGCAGCUUCUCUUCGGGCUGCCGCCCGUCGCCCUGCAGCUUCUCGUCGGGCCGCCGCCCGUCGCCCCGCAGCGUCAUCCUCGGGCUGCCGCCCGUCGCCCCGCAUCUGCACUCCUACCCCCAUCCCCCCUCUUUCCCGCAGCUGAACAGGUGCAGCAACGCAGCCGAGCAGCAGCGUAG